CUCAAAACGAGUUCGCGGGAACCCCCAAACUAGAGCCAGGCCUAUUUUUAACCACUGACCACCCUCGGGACUGACGGAAAGGGGCCGAUUCGAUUCCCCGCCCCUUUAGUUCUUAAGCUGCUCCUCUCAGAGCGCCCAUUGCAGCCUUCUUCUGGUCGCAGACCCGUGGCUCCAUGGCGGCAGAACUUUGCUGGAUAAAGAUCCGACUGAGAUUCGCACUGGCACUGUUCAUCCUUUCGGACUCUGGAAUGUGUGGACUUGUCAAGAACAUAUUUGGCCUCGUGAAUGAGAAUGUUACACUUUCACCAUCCCAUAAAACAGACUUUGAAGAUAUCACAUGGAAGAAAAGGAAAGAUAAGGUGGCGGAAUGGCCAUCGAAAGGUGACCAACCUUCAUACUAUGCAUCCUUUUAUGGAAGGGCUACAUUAGAUCCCAAAUCUGGGAAUUUUACUAUUCAUCAAUUAAUGGCAUCUGAUGAAGGCCAAUACGAAAUUGAAUCCUCAAGUCUUCCAGAAAGUGAGUCCAUGACUCUUUAUGUUGUAGACAAACUUCUACAGCCUGCUCUCACCUGUACUUCUGAUGAAGAAAACAUUACAGUUUCGUGUAAUGGAUCAGAAAACAGUAAUUUUCUAAAUUAUACAUGGAAAAGUCCUGUAUCGUAUGUGCAUCUUUCAGAAAAAAAGGUGCAGCUGAGCCGUAUGGCAGACCUUGAUCAUAAUAUCCAGUGCAUUAUUUCAAACCCAAGAUCGAAUAACGAGUCUGCCCUCUUCCUCAGGACCUGCGUCCUAGAGACAAAUGGUGCAAGAAAUAGAUCUGGAAUAAUUGGAGCGGUCUUUAUACCUAUCAUUUCAGUCCUUUACAUCACAGGAGUAUUUGGACAUGUUUGUAUCCCAUAUCCUUAGGAACCCCUGGAGAUGACUAUAUCCCCCAACAAACUCUUGGAGCAAUGGAAAAGAAGAUGUCUCCAACACUUAUAAAUGGAAUAAUGGAAAGAUCUUUGAAGAAUCAUUGAUUCCUGUUUGAGCAUUUUCUACAUGGUGAAAUGUAUUACUGCUGAAACACAAAAGAAACAACUGGAACUGGGACCUUUUGUUUUUUUAGCUGCACUGUGACUACUCUUAAAUGACCUACCUCACAGUGUUCAAGUGCUUUAAAAGCUGUUCUCAUCUGUGGAAUGGCUCUCAUUAUCAUCAACACCAGCCUGACCCAAGGAGAUGAAAUGAGUCACAGAUGGCACUGGAGGAACCAGGAACAAGCUAUAUCUAUCAGAACAAAUUGUUUUAAGAGGUAGCUAGGUAGCAUAAUACACCUUAGACACUUCCUAGCUAUGUGA
Messenger RNA from Gracilinanus agilis (Agile Gracile Mouse Opossum), 1333 nucleotides. It is a transcript of the gene CD58, whose product is annotated as CD58 molecule. Gene Ontology annotation, cellular component: cell surface. Lineage: Eukaryota; Metazoa; Chordata; Mammalia; Didelphimorphia; Didelphidae. The coding region runs from base 174 to 902 and encodes 242 amino acids. The record is from RefSeq and is a predicted model, not a curated record. Gene Ontology annotation, molecular function: signaling receptor binding. The transcript has 7 exons.